UCUAUUUGUGGACACAGAAGUAAUAUUUCUAAUUUACUGAGUUGCCAAAUUUAACAGAAACCUUCUUCUGUCAGAUCACAACUUUCAUUUCCUCACUGUGUGUGUGUGCGUGUGUGUGUGUGUGUGUGUGUGUGUGUGACUCUCACUGCUUUUCCAUUUGAGCUCUGAAUCUUCUUCCCCGGCGACACAGAAAACUCGGCUGUUGACCCCAGUUGUUUGGACCAUGAGAGGUUAUUAUGGGAUAGCUGUGGGCGUGGCCUUGCUCUUGACCACCGGCCAAUGUGACACGAGCUGUGGAGGAAUAGACGGUCAACCCGGAGUCGUAGGAGUGGCAGGUCGAGAUGGAUGGCCCGGGGAGAAGGGACAGAAAGGAGAGCCAGGGUCCCUGUCCGGUGGACUGGGAAGUGUCCUUCUGAAGCUGAGGGGAGAGAGGGGGAGUCGUGGUUUACAAGGACCGAUGGGGCCUAAAGGUUACCACGGAGACGUGGGAGCAGCAGGUCGCCCUGGGAAACCAGGACGCCGCGGUCCUAGUGGAGACAUUCUUAGUCAAGGACAGUCCGGUCGUCAGGCCCACGUGGCCUUCUCCGUCAUCAGGAGAGACAGAAGUUACCCUCGCCCGGCCGGCAGCGGAUCACAGACAAUAACCUACCAGUCCACUGUGGUCAACAAACCUGGCGACAUUGUUGCAGCCACAGGUAUCUUCACCUGCAGAGUUCCUGGCGUUUAUUACUUCACUUUUCACUCUGUUGCCAAGGUUAGCAUGUGCCUGCGUAUAGCCAGUCAGGCUGUGGCUCUGGGAUUCUGUGAUAACAACAAGGGAAAAAGUGAUCACGUGCUGUCAGGGGGCGCUGUUCUGCAGCUCACGCUGGGACAGAGAGUUUGGCUCGAGUCCUUCAGAGACCAGCAGACGGAGUCUGAAAUGCGGGACACGCAGGACAAACAGAUCAUCUUCAACGGCUUCCUGAUCUUCCCAGAUGCUCAGUGACGGUUCAUCUGUGACCACCGUGUUUCUCACGUCUGUUCUCUGGUCUAAAAUAAAAGUCUCCUGUA
Messenger RNA from Solea senegalensis (Senegalese sole), 1050 nucleotides. Its product is annotated as complement C1q subcomponent subunit C-like. The transcript is spliced from 7 exons. NCBI's taxonomy places the organism in Eukaryota, Metazoa, Chordata, Actinopteri, Pleuronectiformes, Soleidae. The record is from RefSeq and is a predicted model, not a curated record. Gene Ontology annotation, molecular function: protein binding. Bases 224 to 985 code for a protein of 253 amino acids.